Messenger RNA from Drosophila erecta, 2198 nucleotides. It is a transcript of the gene glo, whose product is annotated as heterogeneous nuclear ribonucleoprotein H3. The transcript has 7 exons. Gene Ontology annotation, molecular function: RNA binding. The record is from RefSeq and is a predicted model, not a curated record. The coding region runs from base 135 to 1985 and encodes 616 amino acids. Gene Ontology annotation, cellular component: ribonucleoprotein complex. NCBI's taxonomy places the organism in Eukaryota, Metazoa, Arthropoda, Insecta, Diptera, Drosophilidae.
GCUACCAGGUGUGGCCAUUAGAAGCGUAUAUAUUGUGUACGAGGCCUGCAACAUGUCAUGCGCGAAUAGGGGUGACUAGAAAUCAAAAUGGCGUACGCGCUGCAGAAAAGAAUCGCAUCAAACAAGCGUCGCUGAUGAAAGGAGAAUCACCGGCUAAAAAACAAACCCACUUUCAGCUAACAAAGAACAAGAGAAAAAUGUCCAACGCAGACGUGCAGUUCAAUUACGGCCAGCAGGGAAAUGGCGACAACUUCAACGACGACAGCAACCAGCAGCAGGAUGAAGACGACCAGUUCGACGGAGAUGGCGGCGUCAAGAUCGAGAACGUCGGCGAGAGCCCCAAGUUCGUUCGAUUGCGUGGCCUGCCCUGGUCCGCCACCCACAAAGAGAUCCUCGACUUUCUGGAGAACGUGAAUGUGACCAAUGGCUCGGCGGGCAUACACCUGGUCACGAGCCGCGUCGACGGCAAGAACACCGGCGAGGCGUACGUGGAGGUGGCCAGCCAGGAGGACGUCGAAGAGGCCCGCAAGCUGAACAAGGCCAGCAUGGGCCACCGCUACAUUGAGGUUUUUACCGCCACUCCCAAAGAGGCCAAGGAAGCCAUGCGGAAGAUAAGCGGACACGGCACGGCAUUCGUUGUAAAGCUUCGUGGUCUGCCCUAUGCCGUCACCGAGCAGCAAAUCGAGGAGUUCUUCUCUGGGUUGGAAAUCAAAACGGAUCGGGAGGGCAUACUUUUUGUUAUGGACAGAAGGGGUCGUGCAACUGGGGAAGCUUUUGUUCAGUUCGAAAGCCAGGACGACACUGAGCAAGCCUUGGGCCGAAAUCGGGAAAAAAUUGGGCACAGGUAUAUUGAGAUAUUCCGCAGCUCGAUUGCUGAAAUGAAGAGGGCCACAGGCGCUGGCGGUGGUGUCGGAGGACGCCCGGUGCCGUAUGACAUACGUGAUCGUGGUGCCAACCGUGGUGGCAAUGAUUUCGGCGGAGGACGCAAUGAUUGGGGCAACAAUGGCAACUUUGGCGUUGGUGCCAACAACAUGCUGGGCUUCAACAAUCUGCCAAGCUUGAUGAAUUCCGGCAACUUUGGAAACAAUCAAGGUGGAAAUAAUGGAAACUUUGGUAAUAACUCCGGACCCAGCAAUUUCGGCAACUUUGGUGGCGGCAACAACGGUGGAAAUUCCGGCAACUUUGGAAACGAUAGUGGUAACAGCGGAAACUUUGGAAACUUCGGCAACAAUGGAGGUGGAAACUUUGGCGGCAACAACAACGGCGGCGGUGGUUUCAAUAAUGGCAACAACUUCAAUUCUCCAGGCGGCAUUAAUAAUUUCGGCAACAAUGGCGGUUCAAAUUUUGGCGGCAACAGUGGAGGAGGUUUCAAUAACGGCGGCAACUUCGGAUCCUCGAGUGGUGUCGGCAACUUUGGUCCGAUCGGCGGCGGUCGCAACAAUAACAACGGGAAUUUCGGAAACUCUGGAUUCGGUAACUUUGGAGGAAACAACAAUGGCGGCUCGAACUUCGGAGGAGGCAACAAUGGCGGUGGCGGAGGAUUCAACAAUGGCUCCAACUUUAGCGGUGGCAACUCCAUGGGAGGUGGUGGCAAUUUCGGCCCCAUCGGCGGAGGUCGGGGCAACGAUAUCGAGUAUUAUACAAUCCACAUGCGAGGGCUUCCCUACACUUCAUUUGAAAACGAUGUCUUUAAGUUCUUUGAACCAAUCCGACCAGCUAACGUGCGCAUAAACUACAACAAGAAGGGUCUGCACAGUGGUACUGCUGAUGCCUACUUCGACACCUACGAGGACUCCCAGGUGGCCAUGAAGCGCCACAGAGAGCAGAUGGGUUCGCGGUACAUUGAGCUGUUCUACGACGGAAAGACACGUGGUGGUCUCAAUGGCAACAACGGUGGGGGAAACGGGGGUGGUAACGGUGGCGGCGGCGGAAUGGGAAAUAAUGGCGGUGGCGGCGGCGGCGGCAAUUUUUCGCGACGCAUCUAAAGCUCUUCCAAUAGUUUGAUUACAUUGAAAUUAAUGUAGACGCAAGUAUUUCGUAAUAUUAUGAUGAAGCUGAAACAAUACCGCUAAACCGCUAAGGAACCCUUACAAUCACGAAAACCACUUAACUAUUGAACAGAUUUCAGACAGACAAUUGGUCAGACAUAGGAAACCACCAAUGUAUAAUCAAGAAUAAAAAGCACAUUUUUAUUUAAG